Molecule: messenger RNA, 1963 nt
Organism: Alnus glutinosa
Lineage: Eukaryota; Viridiplantae; Streptophyta; Magnoliopsida; Fagales; Betulaceae
Product: heat shock factor protein HSF24
Exons: 2
Coding region: 748-1572 (274 amino acids)
Biological process (GO): regulation of transcription by RNA polymerase II
Cellular component (GO): nucleus
Molecular function (GO): RNA polymerase II cis-regulatory region sequence-specific DNA binding; DNA-binding transcription factor activity
Source: RefSeq, a predicted model, not a curated record
UGGGAAAGGAAGAGGCCUCCUUACCCUCUUCGCCAAACCGACUCUUCUUCUUCUUCUUCUUUCUUCUUAGAAAAAGUAAGAGGGGUGAAAUCCACGCGUCUAAAUAGCACCGAUCCCAGAUCACCACACUAGCUUCCUCUUGAAACGUCUCAGAAGCUUCCCUCGAGAAAAAGACCAAGAAAAGUGUGUGGGUAAUUUGUCUCUUCGUUUUUCACUCUCUCUCUCUCUCUCUCUCUCUCUCUCUCUCUUACGUUGGAAAGACGACUAAACUAGAAUGGGCUUUGUGGGUUCCUCCAUCUUUUCAUUUAUUGGUGCCUCUCAAAAUUUCUAGAACCCACAUAAUUUUCUGGGACCUUCGUUUCCUUUAUAUAAGUGUAGCUUUCCCUGAACUAACGAGAAGAACAAUAAUCCAGAGUUUCCACGGGAAGUUAUGGUAUUGCUUCCAACUCAACCACGAGACCUGGUUUUCGUGCUGACCAAUGGAAGCUGAUAACACACGCAAGCCUUGUGUUCACUCUCGCUUCUUUCUUUCUGGGUUCUACUGCUGGGGCUGGGAGUUCUUGACCGCUCUCUUGCUUUUUAGUUGCUGAAAUCAUUUCCAAUCCCAAAAGUGGGAAACAAAACGACCAUACAUCGUUUUUAGUUUUCAUUUUGAUUUGCCUUUUUUUUCUUUCUUUCUUUGUGAAUAAUUAAGGGGAGGAGGGAGGUCGUUUGGGUGGUUGGUGAGGGGUAAAUCGGGAAGAAGAAAUGGCGCAAAGGUCUGUUCCGGCGCCGUUUUUGACAAAGACGUACCAGUUGGUGGAUGAUCCGAUCACGGACGACGUGAUAUCGUGGAGUGAAAGUGGCUCCACUUUUGUGGUGUGGAAGACUGCCGAUUUUGCCAGGGAUUUGCUGCCUAAGUAUUUCAAGCACAACAAUUUCUCAAGCUUCGUUCGGCAGCUUAACACAUAUGGCUUUCGGAAGAUCGUGCCGGACAAAUGGGAGUUCGCAAACGAGAACUUCAGGCGAGAGCAGAAGGAGCUACUCUCCCAGAUACGUCGCCGGAAAACUGUCACGUCGGCGCCGUCACAAGUUUCUCCCGGCGUAAAAUCUGCCGGAGGCGGUCCCUCGUCGGCGUCUAACUCCGGCGAGGACAUGGGUUCCACCUCCACCUCCACCUCGUCCCCGGAUUCGAAGAACCCGGGGUCGGUGGAGACGACGACGGCGGCCACGGCCACGGCACUGGCCGCCGAUUUAUCGGACGAGAACGAGAAACUGAGGAGGGACAACGAGAUGCUGAGCUCGGAGCUGGUGCAGACGAAGCAGCAGUGCGACGAGCUGAUCGCGUUUCUCACUGGGUAUCUGAAGGUGGGGCCCGAUCAGAUCAAUCGCAUGAUGCGGCAAGGAAGCUGUGGGGCCAGUGGGGUUCGAUCCCACGGCGACGAUGAUGACGACGAAAACAAAGGAGUUGAAGAAAACGGGGAGAGUUUGAAACUCUUCGGUGUUUGGUUGAAAGGGAAUAGGAAGAGGGCGCGUGAGGAGAAAAUUGGGUUCGGUGGGGCCCAGGGUAAGGAAAUGAAGGUUUGUAAUUGACGAACCAGCGCGUGCCACGUUAGCAAAAAAAAAAAAAAAAAGGAAGACAAAUGAGGUGCACAGGAUAAGGCCCGGUGCACUCCCUCUUUUAAAUACAGCAACCGUAAGGUAUAUUAUUUUCCGUCUUAUGUGCAAAGUAUAAUAAGGAUGACCAUGGGUGGUUUUAAAUUGUAUAACGUAGGUGUCAUAGAGUAGUUGUCGUGGAAGGUGGAGGUCAAAGGCAAAUGGGUCUCCACCAUCCGUCACUGUUGAAAGGUACGAUGCAUUCAAUGUCUACAAUUCGCACCUUCAGGUUAAUUAAUAACUGCAUGUUAUUAUAAUCGUUAUCGUGUUGUAAUUUGUAACUGUAGCUUCACAAGCUAAAAUUGUAAUAAUAGAACGUUUUCUUGUA